Tricharina praecox is the source of this 3188-nucleotide messenger RNA. RefSeq lists its product as uncharacterized. The record is from RefSeq and is a predicted model, not a curated record. The transcript is spliced from 4 exons. NCBI's taxonomy places the organism in Eukaryota, Fungi, Ascomycota, Pezizomycetes, Pezizales, Pyronemataceae. The coding region runs from base 1 to 2862 and encodes 953 amino acids.
AUGUCUUCAUCUAAGAUCCCCGCCGUGCCCGCAUUCAUGCCCGCCGGAAGCAAUCAGAAGCGUCGCCGAGCUUUGCAGCGCCUAGUUAAGGCGGGCUUCAACAUCGAUGAUGCCCCUCCUGCUCCCCCUCUUCCUCCCUCUUCCUCGCAGCCCUCGAAACUUACGACUCCCGCAAACAACAACUCCUCCAUCAAAGACAACGACAACGAGAACAUGAAGAACUCGCCCCUCGUCCGCAUGGAGAAGCUGCUCCUUCCGGAGAUCGCCAGACUGGGCAAUAAGUUCCCGGUUGUCUUCCCCGGGGAGUCACACAAACUCAACCUCCUUUACGACGUCCCUUUCGACGAGGUGUUCAACAAAGCCAGCAGUCUGCGUCUUCUCACAAAGACUGCAGCCGCUGAGCGCUUUGUGUCCACCGUUCUGGUCGGCAGCAAGAGCGAGGGCUCUACGCGGGCCCAGCGGUUUGACCGUGCGACUGACGACGUCGAGAAGUGCGAGUGGGCCAUGGCCAGCGUCUGGGAGUUCGCCAUCACGGCGAAUGUUGCUGCCAUCGUGAGCGGCCAGCAUAAGCCGUGUCCUGGCUCUCCCCGUCCGCCGAAGGACGCACUGUUGAUGGCGUCUACGAUUAGAUGGUUCGAGAGGGCUUUGGGCAUCACCAUCGAGGAUAUCGCGGGGAUUGGUGUCGUUGGCUCCGAGGCGGAGCCCACCGGCAUCGAGGAUGGAUGUGUGGAGCGUGAGUGGACGUCGGAGGAGAUCUUGGAUCCGUUCAAGAUGAACCUGUCGUUCCCGGCUGUGUGUGCCCCUCCGAAGUGGUACCCGGUGAUCCCAGAGUGUGUCCGGAGCUUCUUUUGCUCGGAGUUUCUGGGCGAGCAUGUCCAGAGGACCCACGACCAUGUUGUCGUCCGCCAAACCCACUUGAGGUGUCAAUACGACAAGCACUUGAAGGAGCUCUUUGAGCACGAUUGGAUGGCGAUUUCGGAUGGCAACAGAUACGCGGUGGUGACGAUGGCACUUUCGAACAUGUACACCAGGGACGAUCCAGUGCAGCUAAAGGCCUGCGAGGGAGUCACGGAGUGGCUUAAGCAGUGGAACAUGACGCCCAGGAAACUGGUGCGUUGCAAUUUCGUUCCGGACCUUCCACCGCCAUACAAGAUAUCUAUGGGCAAGACGGAGAACGGUGCAGUGCAGACCUUUCCUCUCCACUGGCGCGGCGAAUGGUCGCCCGAGUCGCACCCCCAGCAACUCUCCGACGACCCUCACAAGCUUUUCUCGCUCCUCGGCUGGCUCAUUGACUGCGAGGCGCCUCAGCGUCCCCCCAAAGGCUCCAAAGUCUUCAAAGGCCCCAAAGGCUCCAAAGGCUCCAAAGGCCCGAAGCGCUCACACGUCCCGAACGUCAACCCUGUCGGCUUAUGUGACUAUUACGAAGCCGACUGUGCGCAGUGCCGCGUCAACCUUCACCUCAGGCUCCGAGGCGACUCCGCGCCCGAACUCGGAUCCCGCGCCAAAGAGCUCAAGACCACUCCCACUAUCACCAGCAACAAUGGCGAGAACGUCAAAAUCGUCGUCCGUCCUCGAAUUCCACGCAAUCACAUUACCGAGAGGCUCAUUGGAUCCCGCCCCACGAAGUGGCAAGAUGAGAACAAGCACUACGCCGUGUUCCUGGAGUUGGCUGGCCUCAGCAAUGCACUCUUCCUGACGGAACUCGCUUGGGAGAUCAUCAACAUCGUUGGACAGGUCCGCCGCGAACGCAUUUUCUUCAGGCUGCCGAACUUUAGGGCUGCCAUGGAGGGCAUCCCGUCCCUUGAGAGCGAGCUUGAUAAGAAGAAGAAGAAGAAAGGCAAGGCCAAGGUCAAGGCCAAGGGAAAUGGAAAUGGAAAGGUUGUGGAGCUUGUUACGGCUACGGCUGCGGUUACGAUCACGAACGAUGAGAAGGGAAUGGCGGGUCAGAAGAAGAAGGAGAACGCCGACUUCGCUGCCUUUGCUGCUGUCCAUGGGCCCCUUAUUUCCAAUGGAUCUACUUUCAAUGGAUCUGCUUCCAAUGGGUCUACCGCCCCCGUUGGAUUUGCUUCCAAUGGAUUUGCUUCCAAUGGAUCUGCUUUCAAUGGAUAUGCUUCCAAUGGAUCUGCUUUCAAUGGAUCUGCUUCCAAUGGAUCUGCUUUCAAUGGAUAUGCUUCCAAUGGAUCUGCUUCCAAUGGAUCUGCUUCCAAUGGAUCUGCUUUCAAUGGAUAUGCUUCCAAUGGAUCUGCUUUCAAUGGAUAUCCUUCCAAUGGAUCUGCUUUCAAUGGAUAUGCUUCCAAUGGAUCUGCUUUCAAUGGAUCUGCCUUCAAUGGAUCUGCCUUCAAUGGAUCUGCCUUCAAUGGAUCUGCCUUCAAUGGAUCUGCCUUCAAUGGAUCUGCUUCCAAUGGAUCUACCCCGCCUGUUGGAUUUACUUCCAAUGGAUCUGCCGCCCCUGUUGGAGAUACGGCUCCUUCUGAGCCCGCUAUUCCCACCGACCCCGAUGCUCCUCCAUCCUGUUCGCCUGAGAAGCAGUUGGUCAUUGACUACAUCACUUCGCUCCUUCCUGCGCACCACGCGCUCUGCAUCAAUGCGCUGAAGGGACUGGAUGAAGUCUGCUCCGAGAUGUGUCUCGGUAUCCGUUUCAUUAACGUUGAGUCCUACGACAGUGUCAAGGGCGAGCACGAUCAGGGUGGCUUGUGGGAGCGCAAGCCCACCGAGGGGGUGAAGGAGAAGACUCUGGCUGUGUUCAUGGAACAGGCUCCCCAGGUCGUGCCCCAGGUCGUGCCCCAGGUGGUUCCCGAGGUGGUUCCCGAGGUGGUUCCCGAGGCGGUUAGCGAGGUGGUUCCCCAGGUGGAGUUCCAUUGAUCAAUGGAUAUGAACAUGUGAGAGAUGGAUGGUUUUUUUCUUUCUUUCUUUUUUCUUCUUUUUUCUCCUUUUUUUUUCUUUUCAAAAAAACGGCGAUGGAGAGGCAUCAUGGAAGGCGUCAAAAAAGGUGUUGGACGUGGUGAUGAUAUCAUGGCUUUCUCUUUCAUCUGUUUGCUUUUCUUUUCUGAUUGUUUUGCAUUUGUUUACUUUUAUUUUCUGAUUGUUUUUGCGGGCAUUACACUAUGGGCGGAUAUUUUCAAAAAUGGCGAUGGGGAGGCAUCAGGGAAGGCGUCAAAAAUGGUGUUGGAUGCGGGAUGAUAUCAGAG